AUCUUUGAGCUGCUCCCUCCCACCUUCUCUUCUCCCCCCGCUCUCUCUCUCUCCCUCAUUCUCUCUGUGGCUCAGUAAGUAAAGGGACCUGAAGCCUCCUCUUGGACCCCUAGAUCUGCAGUGCGGGGCUGAAGGGAGCAACCUGGGCGCCCAGCAUCCUCCACGCCUUCUUGCCGCCACCCCCCCCACCCCCGCCGCCCCCUUCCGUGAUCCAACACCUUCCUCCUCGCAUCCACACACACACCCCGGGCGAUCGUCGCAGCCCAACUUGGCCCCAUGCGAUCCAUCUGCCGGCUGGGGGUGUGGGGAGGAGGGGGAGGGGGAGGAGACGGCUUCUUCUUGUGACUGAGGAGGAGGAGGAGAGGAGGAGGAGGGCCCGGCCGGCGAGAGGGAGCCUUGGGCCAGAAGGGGACGUACCGGGCGCGAAGGAUGUAGCGGCGGCAGGACGCCUCCAGCUCGCAGCAGCAGCAGCAGCCGGCAAGGUGCCUCGUGUCGGUCCACUGCCACCUGGCGAGACGGCAGGAUGAGGAGGCCACACGCACCGUUAUGACACCAUGAAGAGCUACCAUGGGGAUCGCAGCCAAUCACGAGAGCUCCCUUGCCGCUGCAUCCCGGAGGCCUGCGACCAGCCGAUGGAAUACAUCCACCAUAGCCAGGAAUCUUGCCAGCCAUACCUUCUCAGCCCCAGUGAGCCUUGUUCCUUGGACCACUACUGCCCAUCCCGGAGCUCCGCCGAGCCCCCGCUCAGCCUAACCGAACCUCUGUCCGCCGCCAGCAGCAGCAGCACCUUCCCUAGGAUGCACCACCCGCCGCAGCAGUACGACUCCUGCGACGAGUGCAUGGCGGCCGCCCACCCUUCCAGCAAGAUCAACCGGCUGCCCCCCACCCUCCUCGACCAGUUUGAGAAGCAGCUGCCCUUGCACCACGACGGCUUCCACACCUUGCAGUACCAGCGGGCCAGCAGCACCGAGCAGCCCCGCAGCGAGAGCCCCAGCCGCAUCCGGCACCUCGUCCACUCCGUCCAGAAGCUCUUCGCCAAGUCGCACUCCCUCGAAGCCCCCUCCAAGAGGGAGUAUAACGGCACCAAGAUGGAAGGCCGGGGAGGCGACGGGGGCUACCACCACCAUCACCACCACCACCGCCAGUCCCGGCACGGCAAGCGCAGCAAAAGCAAGGACCGCAAGCUAGAUUCCUCCUCCUCGUCUUCCCGGCAUCGGAACAAGAUGAUGGGCUGGUGGAGCUCGGACGAUAACCUGGACAGUGACAGCAGCUACAUGGUGUCUGGGAGGCAACACACCGUCGACCAGGCCACCCAGUACUGUGUGGACGCGCCCGAAAGUGCCUUCCGAGAUCUGACCUUGAAGAGUCUGAAGAGCGGAGGUGGGGAGGGCAAGUGCUUGGCCUGCGCGGGGAUGUCCAUGUCUCUAGAUGGCCAAACCCUCAAGCGGAGUUCCUGGCACACCAUGACAGUCAGCCAAGCUCGGGAGGCCUACCCCAGCUCAGGAGGAGGCCAGGAGAAAGCCCUGAUGCUCCAAGAGGCGAAAGCCAAGGAUCGGUCCUACCAUUAUCUUCAGGUGCCACAAGAUGACUGGGGAGGCUAUCCAGCAUCAGGGAAGGAUGGUGAGAUCCCCUGUCGACGGAUGCGGAGUGGCAGCUACAUCAAAGCCAUGGGAGACGACGACAGUGGGGAUUCUGAUACCAGCACCAAAGUGUCGCCCAAGGGGGUGACCCGACGUGAUGCGUACCGCCGUUCCUCCAGCGUUGAUCAGGCCAGAACAAAGUUUGCAAGUAGGCACUAUUCUGACUCAUAUAUCUGUAACUGUCCCAGCUGCUGCACUUCACCCCGAAUCCGGCCACGGGGACAGGGGUACGGACGUUCCUUCACCACCGGUCAGAUCAACGAUGACCUUAACCACCAGUUUGAAGCUGUGUGCGAAUCGGUUUUUGGUGAGGUGGAGUCGCAAGCUGUGGAAGCCUUGGACCUGCCCGGAUGCUUCCGCAUGCGCAGCCAUAGCUACCUGAGGGCUAUUCAAGCUGGUUGCUCCCAGGAUGACGAUUGCCUCUCUCUCUUCACCAUGGCAACAACCUCCCACCAGCCUGGCCAACCCCUCACCAGCAGCAUCCUCAAGCCAAGCACCUCCUUCAGCUACAGGAAAGCUCCGCCUCCUCUCCCUUCAGGAAUCAAAGCCAAGCCCCUCAUUUCCGUCACUACGCAAAGCAGCACUGAGUCCACCCACGACAGCUUCCUGCCCAGAGAAGUCAACAGAAGCCCAUCAUGGUCCAAAGAGGCCACCAAGCGCUGCAAUUCCACCGAGAGCUUGGAGAGCACCAAGAUCACCGCCAUGUCCUUAGACCUGCCUUCCAUCCAACCCAGGACUUCCCCCAAACCCUCCACCCUCAUCAUCAGGACAAUUCCAGGGAGGGAGGAGCUGAGAAGUUUGGCACGUCAGCGGAAAUGGCGCCCAUCUAUUGGAGUUCAGGUGGAAACCAUCUCUGAUUCUGACACGGAAAGCAGGAACCGUAGAGAGUUCCACUCUAUUGGGGUCCAGGUGGAAGAAGAUAAAAGGCGUGCUCGGUUCAAGCGGUCCAACAGUGUGACGGCCGGCGUGCAGGCUGACUUGGAGGUGGAGGGGCUGGCAGGCCUGACGGUGGCGACGGAGGACAAAGCCCUUCAGUUUGGGCGCUCCUUCCAACGGCAUUCCUCGGAGCCGGAAUCCACGCGGCAGUACUCCGUGUACAAGACGGUGCACACGCAAGGCCAGUGGGCCUACCGGGAGGAUUACCAGAUGCAGUACGACACGGUGGAAGUGCCACGCCAGGAUUCCUGGAUGGAUCGGGGCUCGCGCAGCCUUCCCGAUUCGGGCCGAGCGUCGCCCUGUCACCGGGAUGGCGAGUGGUUUAUCAAGUUGUUGCAGGCGGAGGUGGAAAAGAUGGAAGGCUGGUGCCAGCAGAUGGAACUGGAGGCUGAAGAUUAUGAUCUGCCGGAAGAGAUCCUCGAGAAGAUCCGCAGCGCAGUGGGCAGCGCCCAGCUCCUGAUGUCUCAGAAAGUACAGCAGUUUUACCGACUCUGCCAACAGAAUAUGGACCCCAAUGCGUUCCCCAUGCCCACCUUCCAGGACCUGGCUGGAUUCUGGGACCUCCUGCAGCUCUCCAUUGAAGACGUCAGCAUGAAGUUUACUGAACUUCACCAUCUCAAAGCCAACGGGUGGAAACCCAUCGAGCCCAAGGUCCGGCCCACGGCUGCAGCUCCCCACCGUGUUGCUCAGCUGACGGGGCUCUCUCCCCACUCGUGUCCUUUCUGUGUCCUUUGGCAGGAGGAAAAGAAGGUGCCUCCGCCGAUACCAAAGAAGCCGCCGCGCUCCCGGCUGCACCCAGUGAAGGACCGGUCCCUGGACUCCGUGGACCGGCAGCGGCAGGAGGCCCGCAAGAGGCUCCUGGCAGCCAAGCGGGCCGCCUCGUUCCGCCAGAGCUCGGCCACCGAGAGUGCGGACAGCAUCGAGAUCUACAUCCCGGAGGCCCAGACCAGACUGUGAGGGCCGGGGGGCCGGCUUUUCUAUUCAUCCUGCACUUGCAGAAUACACAGCACACUGUGAUCUGCGGGCUGCGCCCCAGCCCCUCUCCAGGGAGGGUGCCUCUUGGCCCUGCCACAGUCUCUAAAUAGCAGUUUUUUAAAAACAACAUGAAAUCCCUGCAGCCCAAGGACCUGAUGCCGGAUGGACGUGAAUUGGGGUCCCGGCCCCUUCACCCAGCACUCUUGGCAGGACUUGGUGGUGACCACCCUGUGCCACCCACUUCCCUCCUGCUCAUCCAGACAUCUCUUCCCCCUUUUCUCCACCCCCCGUUCCAUGAGCUUUUCUCACUGUCCUGCAGGCUCGGGGCCCCCGUCCAGAACCCCGUCACUUCGCAUCCACCUGGGUUCUACGCCCAUCAAUAUUUAUAUAUAAAUAUAUAUGUAUAUGUACUUCUAUAAAUAUAACCGAAAGGGCGGAGACUGCCCAAGACCA
Molecule: messenger RNA, 4004 nt
Organism: Hemicordylus capensis (graceful crag lizard)
Lineage: Eukaryota; Metazoa; Chordata; Lepidosauria; Squamata; Cordylidae
Gene: DLGAP3
Product: DLG associated protein 3
Exons: 11
Coding region: 555-3533 (992 amino acids)
Biological process (GO): signaling
Cellular component (GO): glutamatergic synapse; postsynaptic specialization
Molecular function (GO): molecular adaptor activity
Source: RefSeq, a predicted model, not a curated record